Messenger RNA from Spea bombifrons (plains spadefoot toad), 1675 nucleotides. Its product is annotated as voltage-dependent T-type calcium channel subunit alpha-1I-like. Gene Ontology annotation, molecular function: low voltage-gated calcium channel activity; voltage-gated sodium channel activity. Gene Ontology annotation, biological process: neuronal action potential; sodium ion transmembrane transport; membrane depolarization during action potential. Gene Ontology annotation, cellular component: plasma membrane; voltage-gated sodium channel complex; voltage-gated calcium channel complex. The transcript is spliced from 8 exons. NCBI's taxonomy places the organism in Eukaryota, Metazoa, Chordata, Amphibia, Anura, Pelobatidae. The record is from RefSeq and is a predicted model, not a curated record. The coding region runs from base 14 to 1675 and encodes 553 amino acids.
UGAGUGUCUGAGCAUGAUGGUGAUUCUUUUGAAUUGUGUAACACUUGGAAUGUUCCAACCCUGUGAAGAUGUUGACUGUUCAUCAGAUCGGUGCCAAAUACUUCAAGUGUUUGAUGACUUCAUCUUCAUUUUCUUUGCAAUGGAAAUGGUGGUGAAAAUGGUGGCCUUGGGUAUCUUUGGAAAGAAAUGUUACCUUGGAGAUACUUGGAAUAGACUGGACUUCUUUAUAGUCAUGGCAGGAAUGGUGGAAUAUUCCCUGGAUCUCCAGAAUAUUAACCUUUCUGCUAUCCGUACUGUGCGUGUCCUUCGACCUCUGAAGGCCAUCAACAGAGUACCCAGUAUGAGGAUCCUCGUGAAUUUAUUAUUGGACACACUACCCAUGCUGGGAAACGUUCUUCUUCUCUGUUUUUUUGUCUUCUUCAUUUUUGGGAUAAUUGGAGUGCAGCUCUGGGCAGGAUUGCUUCGAAAUCGAUGUUUCUUAGAAGACAACUUUACUAUACAAGGAGAUAUAUCAUUACCACCUUAUUACCAACCAGAGGAAGAUGAUGAAAUGCCAUUUAUCUGUUCCUUGUCUGGUGACAAUGGAAUCAUGGGUUGCCAUGAGAUCCCUCCUUUAAGAGAACGUGGUCACGAGUGCUGUUUGGAUAAAGAAGAUUAUUACUAUUACAAUUCAAUUCGACAAGAGUUUAAUGUCAGUGGGAUGUGUGUCAAUUGGAACCAGUACUAUAAUGUAUGUCGUACCAGCAACACCAAUCCCCACAAGGGUGCCAUCAACUUUGAUAACAUUGGAUAUGCCUGGAUUGUCAUUUUUCAGGUUAUUACCCUGGAAGGCUGGGUGGAAAUAAUGUACUACGUCAUGGAUGCCCAUUCAUUUUACAAUUUCAUCUACUUUAUUCUUCUUAUUAUUGUGGGAUCAUUCUUCAUGAUCAAUUUGUGCCUGGUUGUCAUUGCCACUCAGUUCUCUGAAACAAAGCAGAGGGAACACCAGCUGAUGCAGGAACAGAGAGCUCUUUAUUUAUCCUCUAGCACGGUGGCUAGUUAUGCUGAACCUGGGGACUGCUAUGAGGAGAUCUUUCAAUAUGUUUGCCACAUCUUAAGAAAAGCUAAAAGGCGUACUGUGGGUCUUUACACCAGCCUCCAGAGCCGUCGACAGAGUCGCCAUGAGCUGACCAAGGCAAAGCUUGGGAUCAAUGGAAAGGAACCUCACCAUCUGUGGGUUUGCCAGAAGCACAGCCAGUUGGAUUAUACCCCUCAUGCUAUUGUUCAGCCUAUUGCUAUGACAUUGACUUCUGAUCUUUCCAAUUGCCCUCAAUGUUCCAAAGCUAUGUGGGAGGAUGGACAAAAGCUCUCUGCACCAAAUAGCACUAAGUCAAGCCGAGAGGGGGAUCAGGGGCAGGCUAGUGAGAAGGGAAGCAGGAGUGGUGACAGCACUUCUGAACUGGACAAGGAGGAAGAAGAAGAUGGCGAAGGCUUUUGUGAAAGUCUCUAUGUGGAAAUAAGAGUGAAACUUAGAGGAAUAGUCGACAGCAAAUAUUUCAACAGAGGAAUCAUGAUCGCCAUUCUUGUGAAUACAAUAAGCAUGGGCAUUGAGCACCAUGAACAGGUAAGUGACUUACAUAUGGUUUUUCUCUACUGGAUAAAAUCACACUUUGGUUCUCUGUUUUUCUUAGAAUAG